AUGAAACAAAGCACGCAGCAGUCAACCGACGGGCAUAUCCAGCAGGAGCCAGAUCUUGAGCAAAACGCGGGUACAUUAACCUCCGACUUGGACUUGGAGAAGCUCGGACGAGAACGGCCAGCAUGCUUCUCAAGCUUAGGAUCCGAGCUAGCUUUUUGCUUUUCGGUUGUGAUGUCCCAGAUACUGGCGGAAUUCUACAUCACAGGAUCUAAUGUCAUCACACCAACCCUUGUGAAAGAGCUAGAUAUCCCAGAAGCUUCUACGAUAUGGCCAGCAACAGCCUUGUCGCUUGUCGUCACCUCUACAUUGCUCAUUUUCGGUCGCUUGACCGAUAUGUACGGGGCAUAUGCGAUUUACGUUGCCGGUGCCAUCUGGCUCACCAUCUCGUCUAUUCUGUGCGGUGUCUCGCAGACCUGGCUGAUGCUGAUCAUCUGUCGAGCAUUGCAAGGCCUAGCUCUCGCCGCUCUUCUCCCAUCCGGCAUCACUAUCUUAGGUAGCACUUACCGUCCUGGCCCCCGCAAGAAUCUGGUUUUCAGUGUCUACGGCGCCUGCGCCGCUCUGGGAUUCUUCGCCGGUUUCUUCUUCUCCGGCGUCUGCAGCGAGUUUACGACGUGGAGGUGGUACUUCUUCGUCGGCGCCAUUCUAUCUGCAAUCACCGCUGUCUCAUCGAUUUUCUCCAUCCCUCGGGAUUAUUCUGAGAAGCGAAGCUGGGGCAUUCGCAUGGAUUGGAUUGGCCUUGGUCUCUCUGUUCCCGGUGCUACAUUCCUCGUGUUUUCUAUCGCAGAAAGCUCGUUUGCGCCUCAAGGGUGGAAAACACCUUAUAUUCCCCUUUUUCUGAUUCUGGGGGUUAUCCUGUUAGGGAUCUUUACAUAUGUGGAAGGAUGGGUAAUCUCCAAUCCUCUUCUGCACGGGGAUAUUUUCCGCGUGAAGUAUAUGACGCCCUUGACGAUCGCAUUGCUCUGUCUAUAUGGAAGCCUGGGGAUUUUUCUUCUAUAUGGAGUUUUUUACAUGUCCGAGAUAAUGGGUGCAACGCCUCUCCAGAUCGUCGCAUGGACAGUACCAAUGGCGGUCGGAGGCCUGAUCCUCUCCGCGACCGGUGGUUUCAUACUUCACAAAGUCUCCGGAACACUCCUUCUCUUGAUUUCCUGCCUCGGGUACGUAGGAUCCGGGUUGUUAUUCGCCCUGAUCCCCGUGGGUGGAAACUACUGGGCGUAUGUUUUCCCCUCCAUGAUCUGUGGCACGAUUGCGAUCGACAUCAGCUUCAAUCUCGCGAAUAUCUUCAUCACGACUAGCGUGCCGAAGGCUCGACAAGGCAGGCGGGUGCCUUGA
Molecule: messenger RNA, 1329 nt
Organism: Penicillium chermesinum
Lineage: Eukaryota; Fungi; Ascomycota; Eurotiomycetes; Eurotiales; Aspergillaceae
Exons: 3
Coding region: 1-1329 (442 amino acids)
Biological process (GO): transmembrane transport
Cellular component (GO): membrane
Molecular function (GO): transmembrane transporter activity
Source: RefSeq, a predicted model, not a curated record